Octodon degus (degu) is the source of this 946-nucleotide messenger RNA. RefSeq names its product centrin-4. Lineage: Eukaryota; Metazoa; Chordata; Mammalia; Rodentia; Octodontidae. Bases 70 to 576 code for a protein of 168 amino acids. The record is from RefSeq and is a predicted model, not a curated record. Gene Ontology annotation, biological process: centriole replication; nucleotide-excision repair; mitotic cell cycle. Gene Ontology annotation, cellular component: centriole; centrosome. Gene Ontology annotation, molecular function: calcium ion binding. The transcript is spliced from 5 exons.
GCUAAAGUUGCUUGGUGCAGCUGACGAUUAAAGCACGGAGUCCCCGGCUUGAGGGCGCUAACUGGGGACAUGGCAUCUAACCACCAUACAAGUUUAGAGCAAUGGAAGAAAAAAGCAGCAAAAGUUGAACUGAGUGAAACUCAAAAGCAAGAAAUUAAAGAGGCCUUUAACUUAUUUGACAUAAAUGGGUCUGGAACCAUAGAUGUGAAAGAAUUGAAGAUUGCAAUGCAGGCCUUAGGAUUUGAACCAAAGAAAGAAGAAAUUGGACAGAUGAUAAUUGAAAUUGACCAAGAUGGAGUUGGUACCAUUAAUUUUGAAACUUUUUUGGUCAUUAUGAGUGCAAAAAUGAGCGAACGAGAUGAAAAAGAAGAAAUAUUGAAGGCUUUCAAAUUAUUUGAUGAUGAUGGUACUGGAAGCAUAACUCUAAAUAACAUAAAGAGGGUUGCCAAGGAACUGGGGGAAAAUUUAACAGACAGUGAACUUCAGGAAAUGCUCAAUGAAGCUGACUGUGAUGGAGAUGGAGCAAUAAAUGAAGAAGAGUUUUUGAGAAUAAUGAAAAAGACCACUCUUUACUAGUACAGUUUUUGAGCCUUCCGGAACACGACAAAUAUAUUUAUAUUCUUUAUACAGUUUAAUAAUAUAGGGUCUGAAUAUUUAUCUCCAUCUUUUGUUAAUAUGCACAAAUUAGUCUCUUGAGGUCCACGAGAAGUUACAUUUUUCUAUUAAUAUAUUUCUGAAACAUCAGCACUGAGAAACAACAAAAAUUUCUUUACUUUGUGAAUCCAUGAACAGCACUGAAAACUCCCAGUUUCCAAACAAUAAGGGCAUUUUUUAAAGUUCAUUGAAGUUGGUUCCACAUUCAAAUUGAGUUUGGCAAACAGUCUGUUGUUCUCCCUAAUUUUUUUUUUUUUUUUGCUGUUCAACUCUAAUAAAGCAGAUCACCAUU